This is a messenger RNA of Nomia melanderi (Alkali bee), 2608 nucleotides long. It is a transcript of the gene wbl, whose product is annotated as endoplasmic reticulum protein 29-like protein wbl. Gene Ontology annotation, cellular component: endoplasmic reticulum; endoplasmic reticulum lumen. The record is from RefSeq and is a predicted model, not a curated record. Gene Ontology annotation, biological process: protein secretion. NCBI's taxonomy places the organism in Eukaryota, Metazoa, Arthropoda, Insecta, Hymenoptera, Halictidae.
GUUUCUUUUUCUAUGAUGCUUCCAUCGAUCGCAGUUACUCUUCUUAUCAUUGGAACAGCCUCUGCAGAGGACUGCAAAGGAUGCGUCUCUUUGGACUCGUAUUCCUUCGACAAGGUAAUUCCGAAAUUCAAAGCGGCGUUAGUAAAGUUCGAUGUAGCAUUCCCAUACGGGGAGAAACACGAGCAGUACGAUCAAAUAGCCGCAGCCACGAAAGACGCCAACGAUCUUUUGGUAGCCGAAGUCAGAGUGAAGGAUUACGGAAAUAAAGACAAUUCCGAUUUAGCUGCCCGUUACAAGAUCAACUCGGAAGCGUUUCCCGCGGUUUUGCUCUUUCUACAAGGGAAAACAGAACCCAUUCCUUUCGUCACCGACAAAGAGAACCAAUUUACCGCGGACAAUCUCAAGAGAUUCAUCAAAACUAAGUCGGCCGUGUAUCUCGGUUUGCCAGGCUGCGUCGAACAACUGGACAGACUCGCGGAGGAAUUCAAAUCCAGCAGAGAAAAAGAAAGAAAGGAGAUACUGAGCAAAGCAAAAGUUUUCGAAGAAACAUUGCCCGAUGCGCAGCGAGCAGCAGCUAAAGUUUACGUAAAGACCAUGGAAAGAAUAUUAGAAAAAGGCGAUGUAUUCGUUCAAACCGAACAAACGAGAAUAGAGGGUAUUCUGAAAGGUAAACUAUCGAACGAGAAGAAACGCACCAUGGAGGAAAGGCGCAAUAUUUUACAUUCGUUCUUGCGCAGAGACGAAUUGUAAGAAAUUAUCACCUAGAUACAUACAAACUUACCCGUACGUGUUGUUACAAAAAUCUCAACACUAAAUUGCUACAGAAAAUGUUAACCGAUACAUUUCAGAGUUUGUUUGUUUGUUUGUAUCUUACUUGAAACAUUCCACGCUAUUCCAUGUCGUCAUUUAUACAGGCGUGACAAGUUUGGGAAAAUGGAAUUAAACAAAAGUAAAGUAUUUCAAAAUAGUAUCGAAUUCGUAAACAUGUUAAUAGAGCGCAACCACAAACAAUUACAUCUUGACAUCGUUUCGCACACGUUCUGUACCAAAAUAGGAACAUUUCAAGAAAAUUUAAUAAGACUGUAAUCGAAUAAAAUUCUUAUAUGUCCUUGCUCGUAUUAGUCGUUCUCUAUACUAUUUUCUUGUUGCUGUUGAUGUUGUUCAACUCCAUAGAUCCUUCAAGUUACUCUUUUUCUUUUCUUUUCUUCUUUAAUAGUAUAAAUGUUAAAAUAUUUUCCGCUAAAAGAUCACAGAUAAUGUACAACAUUCUUAUAAAUAUUGUCUUAUUCGUAAAUUCGAAGUUUAUUCCACCUGUUUAAUAAAAUUAUUGCUAUAAAGUUUUCCUACGUUACGUUCGAUGCUCAAUAUUUAAGCACAUGCAUGCGUAUCAAUUUACAUCGGAAUGUGUUGUUGUUGUUGUUGUUGUUGUUGUUGUUCUUCUUCUUCUUCUUCUUCUUCUUCUAUGUUUUUUUCUUCUUUAUCAAUGCCAUCAUUUCACCGAGAACGAUCCCUUACUUUUCUUCAAUGUCUUUCACCUGUAAUUCUUCGAGCUCGCGUGAUACUUUCGCUAUGUCAUGUUCCUUAUUUGUUUUUCCAAUUUGGCUAUUUUCAAGUUGUAAACUCUCGUUUUCCGAUUGCUUUUUUCCUUGUUCAUCGUUGUCGGUACUUUCGCUAUAACUUACAUCGCUGGAAGGUUCGCUAUCGCUUUCCACGUGUUUUUCAUCCAUGUCGUUUUUCCCGGCAUAUAUUUCACAUUCGGAACCUACUAUUUUCUUUGCCUUUUCGAAUGCUUCUUUCCAAACAGAUGCAUCUUUUUUAAAGAGAAACAUUCAUUAUAUUAGUUACAUUAAUUACAUCGAUUCCUAUCUCUAUUAAUGUUUCUUAAUAACAAUGCUAAACAUACUUUCCGCGUUUGCAAAUCGUAUCGCGAGCAACUCUGGUUUAAGUUGUUCGUCCGCAUAAUCUGCCAGUACGCUCCAUACCCAUGCUCUGUCGCUGCCACAGUUUGGCUUUAAUUCCAUCCAAGGAGUUAUAAAAUGAUUGGCGCAGAUUUUGUACGUCUUGUCUCUUCUCAUUACAACCCUCACAGUAUUUUUGGUUUUAUGUCGUAGUAACUUUACUUCACCUGUUCCACGUUCCUUCCAUUCGGCAGGAUUAUUGGAUGAAUCGUAACGAUAUAAUUUUGCCCUCCUAAAAAUGAUACACUCGACGUUAAUAGAAAACACGAAUCGUCAGUUUUGUAUAAUAUGAAUGUACAUUUUUAUCAUCUCAACUUCAUCCUCUUCGUUAUUGGACACUUCUAUUAAGGGUAAGGAAAUUAUUGGUUCAAAAUGUAUAUCAUUGUCGGUACCAUCUUCUUCGUUGUCUUGAGAUUCGCAAUUAGCAGUUUUUGUAUCAACAUGAUCCCCGUUUAACUGGAAAAUAACAGAAAAUAAUUUUUACACGCAAACUAAUAAACUAGUUUCGAUGGUACACUAUCGAAAAAAUGCUCAAAAUAUUCGUUCCAAGUUUGCUGAACGCUUAUCGGAAUUAUCAAAGCAUACGCCGAUAUUUAUAAUAGUUUUCCCUAGUGCUCGACGAAAGUGAAAUAUAUGUUAUGCCGGAUCAA